Molecule: messenger RNA, 855 nt
Organism: Ectocarpus siliculosus
Lineage: Eukaryota; Phaeophyceae; Ectocarpales; Ectocarpaceae
Source: the annotation of a GenBank genome assembly
AUGCUUAUCCACACCGCAGUUGCCUCCCUGGCGCCUAGGCAGGCAAUGCGGCACAGGAAAGGCAGGCAGAGGAAGGCCGUGUCGCUGACGCCGCCAAGUGACUUCCUGUCCGGCGGAGACAGAGAGGUGCUGGCCUCCUACACGGCCUUCAGCUACCAGGGCAACUUCUCGGACGUUGUCUGCAGGCUCAUGGACACUCUGCCUCACCAAUCUCCUGCAUCGGGGAUGGGCCGGAAACGGCUUGGGCGCGACAGAGCAGGAGGAGGGUCGCGGACGGACGGGGGAGGAGGGCUCACGGGGAUCGAAAGGGUCCGCCACCACGACGGAGACCACGUCUUCUAUCUCUACGUGACAGCCGAGCUGGGCAUCCUUUGCGUCACGGACGGCAUUCCGGUCGAUCAAGAGGUGUUCGCGUACCUCGCGCUCGUGGAGGAGGCCGUUUCGUCCGCGGUGGCCCCCCUGCGGAGAGCGGCGGACGCGGAGACAGUGCGUAGGGCGGCGUCACUCGCUCUUGUCGAGAGCAUGAACACGUGGACGUCCCAGGUCGAUGGCGGGGGCCGCGCCUCGCCCGACCCCCGAUCUUCCCCCACACCCACUCGAUCGACGACUCCCAUCAGCGGAGACUCCCGCAGAAGCAGCGCUUCGAGGCACUCCAAGAAAACUGGUCAGUGUUCGCUGGAACGGUGUGGCUGCUGCUCGGCUAAAGCGACGCACUGGGCGACGGACAUCCCACCAACGUUCGAGUGUGGCAGCGACUUGGAGAACGCCCGCAUGUCUCGGCGGCGUCUCUUAAGCAGAAGGCGCAUGGUAGGGGGGGGGGUGUCGUGUUUUGUCUGUGAGGGGGGUCCGCGGUAG